Molecule: messenger RNA, 1837 nt
Organism: Bombina bombina (fire-bellied toad)
Lineage: Eukaryota; Metazoa; Chordata; Amphibia; Anura; Bombinatoridae
Gene: CASP3
Product: caspase 3
Exons: 5
Biological process (GO): proteolysis
Molecular function (GO): cysteine-type endopeptidase activity
Source: RefSeq, a predicted model, not a curated record
UUCAGACACAAAGCGCGGACAGAGUGGUGUGGUGGUGCUGGUGUGAGAAUAUAAAGUGACUGCUGUGUGUUUUAUAGGUAGCUGUAUCUUGGUACGUGCAGGUAUAUCUACAGAUACCCAAAAUGGCAGAUGAACAAAAUGGUAUGCAAACUGGAGGAGACACUACUGACACCAAAACGUACCCUAUAAGCAGACAAAUAAAUCCUCACACUUGUGAUUCCAAAGAACUGGAAAAGAAAUCAAAAUUUGCACAUUUGUUCAAAUACAAAAUGGACUAUCCUGAGAUGGGGCUGUGUAUCAUAAUAAAUAAUAAAAAUUUCCAUUCAUCUACAAGUCAUAUUUUAUUUUUAUCACUAUAGGCAUGUAGAGGAACAGAUCUUGAUUCGGGAGUUGAAAUAGACAGUGGAAGUGGAAGCAGUGAAGAAACGCAGAAAAUCCCAGUUGAAGCAGAUUUCCUCUAUGCCUAUUCUACAGUCCCAGGCUAUUAUUCCUGGAGAAAUACAUUAGAUGGUUCGUGGUUCAUCCAGUCCCUUUGUGAAAUGCUCAAAUUACAUAGUUCAAAUCUUGACCUUCUGCAAAUACUGACUUGUGUAAAUCACAAGGUGGCUUUAGAAUUUGAAUCAUCUUCAACAUAUAAAGAAUUUAAUACAAAGAAGCAAAUCCCAUGUGUGAUGUCCAUGCUUACAAAAGCACUUUAUCUUUUCCCAUAAAGAAUGAAAUCCUUUUUCCACUUUUAUGAUAACGGAGAAACUACAUCCUUUAAUAUCUCGGGCUGUCCUUUUUGCACUCCUGUGAAGAUGGUGACUAAAGUUGUUUACGUUGCAUGGAAACCUUUUUUUACAACAAACAUUAGAAUGAAAUGCUAUGGCAAAAAUGUUUUUAUAUCAACAUAAGUUUAUCUGGACAUAAAAGUGUAAAAAAAGAAGCUUUUUGUCCCAAGCAUAAUCAUUUCCAUCUUAAUAUGGGAAGAGUCCACAGCUACAUUCCUUACUUGUGGGAAAUACUGAACCGGGCCACAAGGAGAAGGCAAAGACACCCCAGCCAAAGGCUUAAAUACCUCCCCCACUUCCUCAUAACCCUAGUUAUCCUUUGCCUUUCGUUACAGGAGGUUGGCAGAGAAGUGUUAGAAGAUUUAAGAGUAGUCUCUUAUGGGGGGUAGUACUCUUCGAGAUGGGACUGGAGUUUUAAGUAGUCCUGUCAGCCUCUCAGUGAGAGCAUGGAUGAAAGUCUGGAGAUGCAGGGAGAGUCUUUCUGUGAAACCACCCCGACUCAUAUUAACAGCUCCAUAGGCAAUCAGCAUUGACGAGUUUUGCUGCCUGCUUUCUUCAAUCAAGUCCAUGUCAGAGGCGAUGCUAGUAUCUGUCGCACUUGAAGGGCCGUGUUCCUGUUCCACAACGUAGAUUCUGGUAAGAUCGUUUUAUAUUUUAUACAUGUAUGAUAAUGCAAGAAGACAGGGUCACAGUGUGACUCCUUUUAUCUGUAUAGAAUCAAGGGUUAAUAUUUCCUUAGGGGGAUUAUUGAACAGGGGGGCAUACUCUUAUAUGUUUAUUUGAUUUUAUGCUGCUUUUAUGUGUUAGAUGUUAUGGGCUCAUAGGCUGUUAUGGAAUAUACAGGUUUCACUUUCACUUUGAGAUCCAUGCAGCUUACAAGCUUGGUGCGUUUUCUCAUAGCAGGGAUGGUCCUGCAUUGUGCACCAUGUAAUUCAUUCCCUUUUUCCUGACAGGGUGUCUCAGAGAGGAGUCAUAAAUCUCCGUACUGUCUGGGUCAUAGGAGGUGGUGAAUGCCCCAGUCAUUGGGGUAUAAGGGUGCAGUUUUUUUUUAAUAAAAUAAGAUGUUU